Messenger RNA from Lactuca virosa, 1725 nucleotides. The record is from the annotation of a GenBank genome assembly. NCBI's taxonomy places the organism in Eukaryota, Viridiplantae, Streptophyta, Magnoliopsida, Asterales, Asteraceae.
CCAGUAUAUAAAACUCCAUAACCUUCCAAUUCAAUUAUCUCUGCAUGUUCGCUUUUUCUCUGCCAAAUUCCUUUCUCUCUUUCUCUCUGUGGAUCUGAAAUCUGAUGGAAGGCCAAAAGCAGGAAGAAUAUUCGGUUACAAUACCUCUACUACUUGCCAGUGACAAGGAAACAAAGGCGGAGGACCACCAAAUCGCCGCCGCCGCCGCCACCACCGGAACUUCCUCCUUCUUCAACACAUGUUUCAACGGUCUCAAUGCUCUAUCAGGAGUUGGAAUUCUAUCAGUCCCAUAUGCAUUAGCAUCUGGAGGGUGGUUGAGUUUGCUACUGCUAUUCACAAUAGCAAUCUCAACCUUUUACACAGGAUUACUGAUCCAACGAUGCAUGGACACAGACCCCACAAUAAAAUCAUACCCCGACAUCGGCCACAGAGCAUUCGGUAAAACCGGUAGAAUCAUCGUAUCAGUAACCAUGAACAUCGAACUCUACUUAGUCGCCACUGGCUUCCUAAUUCUAGAAGGAGAUAAUUUAAGCAAUUUAUUACCCGAAAUGGGGUUAGAGUUUUAUGGGAUUAAUGUAAGUGGGAAGAAAAGCUUUGUUGUUAUUGUUGCAGCAAUUAUUCUUCCAACAAUUUGGUUGAAUAGUAUGAGCAUUCUUUCGUAUAUAUCAGCAAGUGGGGUUUUGGCUUCUUUGAUUAUUCUAGGAUCGAUUUUGUGGGUUGGUGAGUUUGAUGGAGUUGGGUUUGAGGAAAAGGGUAAAAUGGUAAAUUGGAAAGGAAUGCCUUCGGCUAUUAGUUUGUAUGCGUUUUGCUAUUGCGCUCAUCCGGUUUUUCCUACUUUGUAUACUUCCAUGAGAGACCAACGUCAGUUCAAAAAGGUUUUACUACUAUGUUUCAUCUUUUGCACGAUUACUUACUCCUCAAUGGCAAUUUUGGGUUACCUUAUGUUUGGUUCAAAUCUAAACUCACAAAUCACAUUAAACCUCCCCACCCACAAAUUAAGUUCAAGAAUCGCCAUUUGUACAACUCUCGUAAACCCAAUUGCAAAAUACGCACUCAUGGUGACACCAAUCGUCGACACUCUCGAAGAACGAUUUCUAUCUUUUUACAACACGAGAAAAUUCAGCCUCUUGAUUCGAACAUCACUGGUAAUAAGCACAGUAAUCGUCGCCCUGUCUCUCCCGUUCUUCGGAUACUUGAUGUCACUGGUCGGAGCUUUUUUAAGUGUCACAGCGUCGAUUAUACUCCCGUGUUUGUGUUACUUGAAGAUUUCAGGGAGUUACCGGAGAUUUGGAUUUGAGUCGGUGGGUAUUGGAUUUAUUGUGGUGAUUGGGGUUGUGGUGGCGGUUGUUGGGACUUACACGGCGGUGGUGGAUAUAGUGAGGGAGAUGUGAUUUUGAUAGGUGGGGGAUAUUAUUCGAUUCUUUUAAAGAAGUUUCUUUAUGGCAUUUCGUCGAAUAGUUUGUGGGCAUCAACGAUAGUUUUCCAGUUGAAGUGGAAGUAUUAGAGUGUAGAAUUACAACGGAAAAACAUUGGUUAUUGAAGAAUAGGAAGAUGAUAGCGAAUCACAGAUGCAGGUGGUAUUUGGAUCGGGAGAAGUUACGGUGGUCAACGACGGUCAACGGUGUGGUCUCAGUAACGUGCAUCGUCGGAAACCUAAUUCUAUUGUUUUGUGCUAUCUGUUUCAAUUUUUUUUUGGUUUAUACUUUGUUGGUUAUUAAUGCACUG